AUGAGAUUUAAAAUUACAACCCUACUUAGGUAAUGUUUUUAAAUCAAAAAUAUAUUUCAGAAUUCAGGCUAACUUUUCCUGAGGUAGCUCAUCUACCGUAAAUCCGCACUAGUCUAAGCCACCCAUUUCAAACUGGCGCUUAUGUUUCAAACCAACAGGGCUGAUUUUUAUUACUAAUAAUUGUUAUGACAAUGAGCUGAAGUAGGCCGAAUUGAUAACUAGUCAUGAAUCCCAUCCCACAAACCCACCGUAAACUGAAGAUGGCACAGUUUCUAGCCAAAGGAGGUCCGCGACUGACCGAUGGCCAGUAUUGUUUGUGAAAAAGGCGGUUUACUGCUGUGCUCUGAAAAUGUUUACAUUUGCUUUCUAAGGCUAUUUUAUCAUCUUUCCUUAAAGUCGGUUUUGGAAGAUCAUUCGGAAAAUAGACAUUUUCGUUGGAUAGUUUCUCUCCAAGUCAGUGCAUUUACUUGGUCAUCCGAUCAAUAAAACACGCGAAUAAUAGAAUAAGCUGAAUAAUUUUCAAUUUGCCACACCCUACGUCUGUACAAAGAUGAAUAUUUCUUGAUUCAUCAUAUUACUCACAUGCUUCAUCGAUCCCACCACCAUAAAAAUGCCCUGGCUUGGUGAUAAUUUAUAAAAAUCAAAGGUUUAGAAAAUUUGGACAACUUCGUAAUCAGUCUUGUGGGAUUGGUCUUCAUCGUCUUUAAUGGGCCAAAUAUCGUUGUCAGUGGCAGUGACGGUUAUAGUGGGGAUUACAGUUAACAGAAGUGCCAAAAGAGUCUCGCGUUGAGGUACCGUCUAACCGGGGUGAAGGCUAUUAUUUAACAGGCGCGAUACACAUGGUCUGCGAUACAUUAACAAAGGAGUGACUAGAAAAGCUGACACCUCGUAGAACGUAUUCGACCAAAUAUACUCGUCUUUCGAAAAAAAUCGACAUACUCCGGGCAUCCGGCCUAAUUUUUCUCCACAACCACAUUCAGAUUUUGAUCUUGGAAUCGUACCUGAGCGCAUAAUUUCAUAAAAUUUGGCAUGCUAAGGGCUUAAGUAAUCUUGAAAACUCUCUGAAAUUAUCAGUAGUUACCUAAAAAUGCCCUCUCUGUGGUUGGAAGGGGUAGCUAAACGGGGUUCAUUUCACCGUACAAAUCGCAAAUAUGCAAAAAGAUAAGAAGAAUUCCGAUUAUCGGUUUUUCCCAAGCAUUAUCUGCCGUCGCGAAAUUCUGACUGAAAAACCGACACCCUAAUUGAUGAUGCUGGGACAGUUUUGACAUCCGGGAAACCAUUGAACGAAAGAAUGACACCAAUGUGUCCUAGUAAACUGCUUUAAAUGGCCAUUUCCUUUUGAAAUACGGAGGACUCAACAACUAUCAUUAGCUCUGGGGUUAGUCCAGAUGUUUCCCUUUCUGUCCUUUUGUGCCACCGCCAACUUAAAUUAGAGGGCGGUUUAUAUUUGUUCCAGGCAAUAGCUUGCCUUGUUUACCGGAGUUAUCUUUCUGUUUUAUCUAAAUAACUAGACGUAAACAUCCCUUGUAUUUGUAUGUAAGUUCUUUGGCGGGACAGACUUAUGUGGACGUCUAAACGGGAUAUGGAAAUAGGAACGCCCCGCCCAAGUAAUAAAGUUGGGCCUGCCCAUAGUUAUAAAAAGGGAGAAAAUAUCCCCUUGUCCUAACCCCACCAAUAAGUUUGAACGGUUUCCAAUUCCAGAAAAAUUUUGAGUCAGGUCACCCAUUGCAUCAGUGUUUGGCAAUUUAAGGCUACAAGUUGCAUACUCUCCACGUAAGCAUAUCUAUAGAGUUCAUGAAAUUUUGCAGCGGAUGCGGAAAAUUUUGUACAUUUUAUGAGGAGCAUUAAUACAGGCACAGGUGUGAUGUUGUCUUAAUAGACAUUGUAUGGUCUUAAAAAUGCCAUAAUUAGAAACCUUUUCAUCACUUAAAUAUACCCCUUUUCGAGCGUAAAAUAUUCACUCAGCGUGAUGUGCUGCCUAAUGAGUAGGAUAAUGCGCAGUUUCAUGCAUGUUUUCCGCAAAAUAUAUUUGAAUUUUUAGGAACAUCUAAAAUUCAUGUAAAAAAUGAUAUUAGUUAAGUAGACACUUUGUCUCAAAUGUGGUUUUUACAGGAGGCCAAAAAGAAGUGUAUUCCAAGACCAAAAUCAUGAUGAAUCUCAAAUAUUCUAAAAUCAUGCCCCACGAUAAUGAAGAUUGCAUCCCCACUUAAGUAAUCCUUCCUAAUUGAAAACCAUUUUCAGAAUUUCGGCCAACAUUUCCUGAAAUCGGUCACUCAGUGUGCUAGCAUUGCCACAAAUUAUUCGUCACCAUCCUUGGUAAAAGAACUCGACGAGAUAACUUGUCUGGCCGGAAUUUUUGCCAAAAACAUAAACCGACUCAAAAAAGAAAUGUGCUGUGAUAAAAAAAAAGGGUUGCACAGACAAAACAUGCAACGCGACAGUUAAUUUCAAACCAUUUAAGCCUAGAGAGAGAGAACGGAGUAUUUGUAUGGGCUAUAAUCACGUUCACCCAACAGACAGGCGACAAAAAUAUUCCACUUCGACUCUCGGACACGCAGCUGAACUCGGCCAGUGCCUAGCUUUAUUUGGGCGGAAACGUGUGAAACGCACUAUUGCUGCAUCAGUGACCGUUCGUAGCGCCACGCACAACUGCCAUUAAACCCGCUUCAAGUUGGGGGGUGCCGCUGGCUUUUUAUAUGCUUAGCAGAUUUAUAUCGUCAGUUGGGCAACAUCACCCGACUGAGUGCUUAAAUUACCGCAGCUCGGUGCAUUUUAACCCUUAAAAACUAGCGUUGAAAAUGAGCUGGGGGGCUCAGACAAGUAAUUUUUAAUAACCGCCGGUUUUUUAGACUACCGAGGGGGGGAGGGAGGUCCUCUCAGUGUCGCUUUAACUCAUGUAGACUCGUGUUGCAAGUACGAUUUAUUUUCAACCCAGUGAGUUGUUAUCGGCUCUGAAUUAAAAGUAGCGUGUAGGGAAUAGGAAUCAUUCAGCACAAUGGUGCCGGUGAUUGAUCCGCUCGGAGAGCAUUCAUCAGUCUUUUGGCUCACUUAGACAGGACUUGAAACACAACCUGAGAUACAAAGAAAGGACUUAAAUAGCUGAUAAGGCUGAAAGCAUUAUUUCGCUGACCACAUUAGAAAACCUGCUUGUUAACACAUGAUAAUUCAAAAUGAGGUGAACAAAAGUACCUUGAUCCCUGUGUUUUCGAUGGAACCAAUCCUCUCCGUAGAUUAAAGGAAAUUAAGACCCUCAUAAUUCGAUUCAGCUGCGCUCCAAGCUGUUAUAUUACGAGAUAUCUGGAGAUCAUGGCUACGCUAACUGCCAUCAUCAUUUCAUCAAUAAAAUUCGUUCGGGACGCUAGCCUAUAAGAAAUACUGAUCAGGGGCUGGGAGCCUUUGUUAAUUUCUCUGAGAGAUCACACGCCUAUCGGAGUGUAUCAUCAGAGAUGACAUAAAGGACAAAUACAUCCUAUCAAUAACCAGCGCCGCGGGCCGGUUGGUGGCUGCGCAGUACUGCGUAUGUGGGUCCAAGACAAGUAUGUCGGUCGACUGAGCCUUCGUCAGCAAGCCGGGCUAGAUCAACCGCAAGCUUGACUAGCUUUCGGGUCGAUUGUUUGUCUCGGCAACUGCGAAAUUCAACUCAUGAUUCGUUCCCAAGGUUUGGUAAUGAUUCGUCACCCAGAGACACCGCCAGUUUCUGUUAGUGUAUUGGCGAUCUGAGCUCGUGUUCACCGUGGUCCGUGUUAUUAAAGGGACCGUUUAGGCACAAGACAUGGUAAACCCGUCUGCACAUGGCACAUUUACCAUCUAAUCCUAGAGCAAUGUGCCCAGUCCUUUAAUCUUCCAUAGUCUCUGGCAGUUCACGCCAAAUCGCCGGCGGGAUUUCUGUUUAGGACCUUAAAAUGUGCACACUUGGGCCACGACAUGCAACCCUCUUCGAAUGCUAUAUCCGACACAGACUAACUGCGGAGUCGUUAAGACUCACUUCCCUGAUCUUCCAGGAGUGUUGGAAUGUUGGCAUACAGCUCCGUUUGUGAGGCACUGGAUGGCUGUUGUAAAAAAAAACGAAAAUAUACGCGGUGCUCACUGUCUUCCUGCAAGCCAUUGCUCAUUUGCACCGAUAAGACUUCGUCCGAUGACCACAUCAAGAGAGGGCAGCAGCAGUUGCUCAUUUUCCUCUUUUUUCUUUCUACUUGCCCCCUUUUUUCCCUUAACUAGCCAGUCUAUUCUGAGAGCAGCAAACGUGUCUCAGACAUAACGGUGCCCAAGGGUCGUUUGAUGCUGGCUAAAGGUCGCUUUUUCUAGCUUUUGAAUAGCCAGUUCUCUCAGUCAAGCGGGGACUUGGGGGCUUACGACGGUUACAUGAGAUGUGAUAUCUCGUGAAAUGUUGACCGAGAUUCUAAAAUGUGUCAUUUUAAUUAGGAAAGAUCGGUUGGGUAGGAUCGAAAGACUACCUGCCGCGCCGCAUAAUCAUACGAUAUUUCAGUCAGACCAGGAUGCUAGCUUUUUAGCUAACUUCUUUUCGGCCGCUUGUCAAGGCCAUACUAUAUACAAAAUGACUACUUAAGUAGUAUGAGUUAUUAUUCUUUGCCCUUAGCGCGCUCAUGUAUUCAAGCAUAUUUCAGAGGAGGGGCAUGUAAAAACACUCUUUAUUGUGCUUAUUCGGUAGUAAAUUACGUCUUUUUCAGAUUUCAUGCUUGGAAAGAGAAUGCAUUUGGGUUUUUAAGACCUUCUCAAUUCCCGAAUAAUUUCAAACCUGGUCUGCCGUUGCAUUUGUAUCCGGGGUUUUCGAACUAAAAGUUCUAUAUCUCCCCUAUAAGGAAAACCACAUACAUGUGCGUUUCCUAGCUCAUGAAGUGUUUACCUAUAUUCUGGAUUGCGUUCUCGACUCAAAGGGAUUACUUGAGUAGGGUUUUAAUAUUAAUAACCAUGCAGCAUAAUAAUAUAAUCAUAAUUCAGUUGCCUCGGGAUUUCCGCUUUAAAACAAACUUCAUUUCGGCCGUAUUCGGUGGAAAAUAAUUUAUCACAUAAACUUUAUACUCAGCAAAAGGGUAGAAUUCGACUUUAAAAAAGUUUUAAAUUCUGGGAUUUUUUAAAACCUAGAAACGUCCACUCAUAAAAUCUCAUGUCUCUGCAUUAACCAGUGUUGUUUGUAAGGCUUAUACUAUGGUUCAACCCCAUUGCUAAAUUACAUGAACCUCCUAUGGUCUCUUCUUGAUAGAACUGUGCUAUUUUCCGCGCACGGAAAAUAUACAACUUGUAGUGUGGAAACCUUGAAUGCAUGUGUCACGGCAGGUCAGGCUCAAAAUUGUUGGGGAAUAGGAACGUUUUUAAAACCAAAUUCUAUCCUUUCCUUAAGUAUAAAAUUUUAAAAAGGAGUCAUUUUAUGCAUGUUUUCCAUAAAACAUCUGAAUGCAUAAAAACAUCAAAAAUCAAUAUAAGAAAUACACACUACAUAAGCAGUCACUUUUUACCAAAUCAGCUUUUUGCAUGCUGCCGGAAAGAAGUUCACCUAAAAGUCCCUGCAACAUAAUUAGUGUCACAAUCCUGGUCAAGUAAUCUUUCCUAAUCGAAAACAUAUUUUAGAAUUUCAGUUAAUAUUUUUUGAGAUAGCACACCUUCUGAACCUAGCUAUAAGCACAGGUUACCUCAAAAAAGCUGUCGCUUUUUGAAACAUUCGCACGGUUUUUUAAGGGUUCCUGCUUAGAGGCCUUGUCAGAAGUGAAAUAAAAGGGCCCAAUUUAAUAGACUUGCAAAACGACAACUCGCUGGUAAUGUGCAGUUGAUCAAAAAAUAGCCCUUUAGUGCGUUUUAUAAUUAGAAGUGCGUUGUAACCAUGCUUCGCAUAUGAAUGUUAAUGUCCUUCUUCCUUAGUCAACGAGAGGUCGGUGAAAAGAUUUUCCGAUACCCCGAUGCAUUCGCAUUAACGUCAAAUAAAGGUACUUGGUAUGCAUACAAAGAACCUACCAUUGGCUUGCCAUUUUUUAGCUUCUGUCGUUUUGCUUACUUGGCCGGCCCUUCGUGAAAAACGCGGUCACUUCAGCGGGAUUAGAACCUGCGACCAGUGCUUUAACUACGCGAACUAUGAAGCCCUGACUGAGGACUUUGAUUCUUUCCUAUUUUCAUGAGUUUUCAAAUCCAAUUGUUGGGGCAUUGCACAGGGGUCUCCUAACUCUAAUGUGGUAGGCCGAUCGUUUUCCUAAGCAAUCAAUCGAAGAUCCCCCAACUGACUACCAGAUCCACAUUUGUUGUCAAUGUCUUGAGUUAUGUUUUCUUCAAAAUAGCAGUUUGCGCACACUGUUCCCACUUAACUUGAUGCUGUCUUUCAUUUGAACGCCCCCCGGAUUCAGCGGCUUUACUUUUAGAAUAUUGGUGGCACAGACGAUCCCUGGAAUAUGAGUAAGAUGUCGAGUUUAGCAAAACUGACAGUUUGAUACCACCGACAGUCUAUUCUUCGUAAAGCCCAGUUUCAUUUCGUUCUCAGUGUCCUUUGGGCUCCUACAUUCAGCAGGCUAGACUUUGGUUGUCAAGAUUGACAAGUGUCGACGUAUAUCAUACAGCUGGCUGUGUGAAUUUUAGUCUUCAUUUAUGAAUUCCUCAUCGGGGAUAGGAAAUCAACAGGAGCAGAUGUAGCAUUUGUGAACCGCCUCACGAAUAGACGCGAGCGCAGCAUCAUUUUUAAAUCAAAUCAUAAUUACAGUGCGUGACCGAUCUCAUGAAAUGUUGGCCAAAGUUCUGGAAUGCGUUUCCGAUUAGGAAGGAUUACUUAAGUGGGGUUGUUAUAAUGAUUACCAUGCAGCAUAACCCUAUGACAUUUCAAACUCUCCAAGAUGUCGGUUUUUGAAUGCACUUCGUUUUGACCUCCUGCAGAAAGCACACUCGGUAAAAAAUGACUACUUAAUUAGCAUGCAUUUUUCCUAUUGAUUUUCAAUGGUCUUAUAAAUUAAAAUAUAUUUUACAGAAAACAUGCACAAAAGCAUUCUUUCUUUUGCUCAUUUGGCAGGAAAUCACGUUGCCUUCAUAUUUUAUGCCCAAGGAAGGUGUGCACCUAGGUUUUAAAGAUGUUUCCGAAUUCCCGAAAAAUUUUGAGUCUGGUCUGCCAUUGCAUCAGCGUUUAGCAAUUUAGGUAUACAAAGUUCGUGCUUUCCGCAUAAGGAAAUUCAUAUAUUCCUUUAUGCCUAUAAGAAGAUACCACAUAGAGUUCAUGAAAUUUUGCAGUGAAUCCGGAGUGUUUUGCGCAUUUCAUGAGGAGCAUAAGUAAACGGAUAUGUGCGGUCUUGCAUGCAUGGACAUUGCACGGUCUUAAAAAUCUCAUAAUUAUAAACCUUUUUAAAACCUAAAUAUACACUUUCUUCGGGCAUAAAAUAUAAAGACAGUGUGAUUUCCUGAAAUAUUGGCAAAAGAAAGCAUAUUUUUAUGCAUGUUUUCCGUAAAAUAUAUGUUAAUUUAUAAGAUCAUCGAAAAUCAAUAGGAAAAUACAUGCCAUUUAAGUAGUUAUUUUUACCGAGUUUGGUUUUGUGCAGGAGGUCAAAAAGAAGUACAUUCGAAAGCCAACAUCCAGUCAAGUCGAAAAUGUCAAAGGAUUAUGCUUUAUGAUAAUCCGUAUAACGACCCACUUAAGUAAUCCUUUCUAAUCGGAAACGCAUUCCAGAAUUUUGGUGAACAUUUCAUGAGAUCGGUGUUCGUCAGUACCUCAACGGUACUCUAGUACUUGUUAGUGUUUUGGGGCCUACACUAGGCUUGAGGCGCCCGGAGUUUCGUUUAAGUUUUUUUCUUGAAAUUCUGACAGAUGUCGGCAAGUUUAAUUCCAACUUCCUGUUUUAGAAAUGUCAGCUCGUCAGCUACUUGGCCUCCUGAUCAGUCUUCACUUGUCCAUUGCCUACGCGGCAGUCCUCUAUCCCUGGACUUACGCCGACUUUAUGGACACCAGAGGGAUGGCGCUCGAGGACGACGGUGAGGAGGAGGAGGAGCACCCCGGCAUUGCAAAACGUCCCUUCUACAAUCCCUGGGCUGACUACCAUGACCUCAUUUCAAAGUUGCAACGUUUGCACUCAGAUAGCCUGAAGAGACUCAGCAAACGACCAUUCUUUAACCCCUUCAUUUUUCGCAAUCGUACACCCGAACGACCUUUGUGA
Messenger RNA from Spirometra erinaceieuropaei, 8135 nucleotides. Lineage: Eukaryota; Metazoa; Platyhelminthes; Cestoda; Diphyllobothriidea; Diphyllobothriidae. The record is from the annotation of a GenBank genome assembly.